Periophthalmus magnuspinnatus is the source of this 1259-nucleotide messenger RNA. RefSeq lists its product as uncharacterized. The transcript has 6 exons. The coding region runs from base 320 to 1258 and encodes 312 amino acids. The record is from RefSeq and is a predicted model, not a curated record. Lineage: Eukaryota; Metazoa; Chordata; Actinopteri; Gobiiformes; Gobiidae.
GUUAGUGGGUUAUGGUGAGUGUUUCCACCAAAGAGAACUGCUGCUGUGCUGUUUUGUUAUUCUUUGUUCAGGAUUAUGGCUUUACUUCAGUUCAUAAAUCUAAAAUCUAAAUGCAAAGUGUUAAGUGUGAGCAGGGGUCAGACAGAUCUCGUACAGAAGAGUGUGUGUCAUAUUCUGUUCAUUCUAGACCGAGGCUCAUUUUUGAGACCCGCUCUGAAGGUUGGUGAGUAAGAGGAUAAAUAUGAGAGUGAUAUGAGCUGUUUGCUUCUAAACCUGAGCAACUCGGGGGGAGAGCUGCCUGAUUGCUGGUGUUCGCAACAUGGAUAAUAACUUUAUACUGGGACAUAAUGGACUUCAUAAAACAUAUGGAUUAUUGCUGCUUUUGAUAGGAUUUCAGCAAGUACUACUAACAAGUGGAGAGGGACUGACGCCAACUAUCAUAGCCCCAGACUUUGUGACAGUGGGGGUGCCCAGCAGUGUGGAGUGUGUGGCUAAUUGUGUGUCGUGUACUUACUCUCUGUCUCUGGAUGGACAGACAGCUCCUGCACAGGACAAGUCUGUGGCUUUCACUGUCAACUAUUACACCGAGAACCUGACUGUGGCCUGCUCAGUAACCGAAGGAAAGCAAAUUGCUACAGCUACUAAGAAAAUACAAGUGUUAGUUGGUCCAGUAAAUGUGUCCAUCUCGGGCAGUGACCUCCUCAACCCCUCUGUGAGUCAAACCUUCAGCUGCCACGCCCUCUGUCGGCCAUCUUGUGUGUACUCUUGGAGGUUUGGCUCUGGUCCACAAGUCAGUGGACAGGGGAAUGUUUUCUCUGUGACCCCCAGCGAGAUGGACAGAUCUACAGUACUGAUUUGUAAGGCCACUAACACAGUGUCCGGGCUGUUUGUCUAUGCAACACAACAGAUCACUGUCAAUGUGGGUCCUUUAGAUAUGAAGAUCGCAGGCCCAGAUGUUAUAGAGAUGGGAAGAAAGGCUAAAUUUGAGUGCUCAGCUGUAUGCCAGCCCUCCUGUCGUUUCGUCUCAUCUGUGGACACUCAAAGCGUCAGAGGACAUGUGAUUGAGUUGACAGUUGAUCUUCCUCUAAAAUCAGUGACUAUUAAGUGUCAGGCUCAAAACACAGCAUCAAGAAAGUCUGCCACUACGACAAAAACUGUACAGAUUAAAGGUACGGUUCGCAGUGCAUCCACUCAUUCGGAGAUGGCUUCAGUUGUUUUGCUUUUUGUUGGCGUCUUAACGAUAAUUACAACACUGUGAU